AUGGAGCAGCUGCAUACUAUCUGUUCUGGCAGCACUGCACGAGCGCCGGUUACCACACGGCAUGAUUUGGACGAUGAGGCAGCGAGCAUAUCGACGCACGACGAGGACGAGACUUUGCACAGUGGUCCAAAUCGGAGUAUUUCGAGGACAAAAUUCCUCGGAUUCUUCGGAAUGGCUUCCUCACCCUCCAAGACCGAGCAAUGUUUGUUCUGCUCGAUGUCGGAGUCGAUGUCUGAGGACGUAAACUGGGUCCAAUGUGGGAAGUGUCAACACUGGGCACAUUUUUCUUGCGCUGGUGUUGAUCAAGGGGUUGUCAACAGUGAUUGGCGGUGCCCACAGUGUCUCCCAAGUAGUGCGCAGCAGCUGAAAGUUCCGGAUGCAGCGGCCAAGAAGCGGAGCAAGAAGUCCGGCCAAAGAAGCGAUGGAGGGUCCGACCUGGGAGCUGGCUCUGAUGUGGAUCCGAUUGAGAAGCAGUUGGAAGAGGAGCAACUCGCCAAGGAGAAGGCCUUUGCAAAGCAGAUGGCGGCGCGGAAGAAGCUACUUGCCCGGCAGAAGGCAUGGAAGGAAGAGCAGCAGAGGCAAGAACAGGAGAUGCGUGAGCUGGAACUCCAGGUUCAACGCGAAAUGGAGGAGCAGCAGUUGGAGCACGAACAGAAGUUGCUGGACGCCCAACUGGCAGCAGAGCAAGAGUUCGUGAAGAAGCGCGAAGCGAUUCGAAGGCAGUUUACGAGCAGCGUCAACCGAGUCAACGCGCUGAAAGGCCAAGAAAGCGCUGUUGGCGAAGCUUCGGAGGACCAUCCGAAGAAGAGAGUGAAGGAGUGGCUGAAGGAUCAGUCAGUGGCAGUCGACAAGCCGUCGACCGCGGAUUUUCGGGGAGCGUACCCGAAAGGAGACGAACCAUUUGGAACGGGAUGCUCGAAGCAAGUUGGCAAGCCAAAGCCAAUGUCGAAAGUGCCGGUGAUCACGGAAUUUGAAGAUGGCUCAAGUGAGGACAGCGACAGUGAUGGCGACAGCAGCAGCGACGAGUCGUUCAAAGACGUUCGUGCGGAGAGCAGCCGGCGAGGCAGUCUGCGAAGGAGCAGAGUUGCUGACGGGCCGGGGCCAAGAGUUGGCCGAAUCUACGGAGAGCAGCUAGACGAUCGAGCGGAAAGCAGCCGGCAUAGCAGUCUGCGGAGAAGCAGAGGUGCUGAAGGGCCAGGGCCAAGCGUUGGUCGGAUCUCCAGGGAGCAACUAGCUGCUCGAAAAGCAGUGUCGCAACACCUUCCAAAGUUUCGGGGAGAAGCAGAAGUCUGGCCGCUGUUCAUUAGCAGCUUCGAAUACACGACGGCGGCGUGCGGAUUUUCGAAUCUGGAGAACUUGAAGCGGCUACAGGACUGCUUGCAAGGCGACGCACUGGAGGCUGUGAGAAGCAGGCUGGUUCUACCAGACUCAGUUCCGGACGUGAUUGCAGAUUUACGGAACUUGUUCGGCAAGCCGGAGAAGCUGUUGAAGACGCUGCUGACGAAGGUGAGAAACGCUCCAGCGCCGAGAGCCGAUCGGCUGGAAACCUUCAUAAGUUUCGGCAUCACCGUAAAGCAAUUGUGCGAUCAUCUCGAGGCGGCACAGCUCAACGACCACCUCAACAACCCGAUGCUAGUGCAGGAGCUGGUCGACAAAUUGCCGCCGAGCUACAAGCUGGAUUGGGUCCGGUAUAAGCGCGGCAGAGUGGACAGUCCGCUGAGGAUGUUCACUCGAUUCACAACCGACAUCGUUUCCGACGUCUCCGAGGUGACGGAGUUCUCAACGCUGUCAGUGAAUGAGCGAGCGCGGCCUGGGAGAGAGAAUCCGAGGAGAAAGGAGUUUGUACAUGUGCACGAAUCCGAGCGGAAGCAGAGCGAAGGUUCUCGCAGCGAGAUGGCCAGCCGGCCAUGUUGGAUAUGCAAGCGAACGGAUCAUCUCAUCCGUAACUGCAAUGAGUUCAGACGAAUGAACGUCGUGGAGCGGCUACGCGAAGUCGAGAGGCAGAAACUUUGUGGAAUCUGCCUGAACAAGCACAGUGGAGGUCGGUGUUCGUCGAAGAUCCGGUGUAUGAUGGGGAAUUGCCGGGGCGGUCAUCAUCCUCUGCUGCACCGAGUGGAAGAAUCAGUGCAGCUGCAAAAAGCGAAGUCGGACUGCACGGUUAUCUUCCGAAUGAUGUCAGUGACGCUCUACGUCGGCAAGCGACAGUACGAUACCGUCGCGUUUCUGGACGAAGGUUCGUCGGCGACGCUGGUGGAUGAUGCAGUGGCAAAACGGCUGAAGGCAGAAGGAACACUCGAGCCGCUGAUAGUCACGUGGACCGGCAAUAUGAACCGGUUUGAGAACGAGUCUCGGACCGUAGAGAUUUCCAUGUCGGCGAAGGGCUCGAAGGAAAAGUAUCCGCUGUUCAAUACGCGAACGGUAUCAGAGUUGCAGCUGCCCAAACAGAACAUUCGGUACGCAGAGGUGGUCAAGCGAUACUCACAUCUCGCGGGAGUGCCGGCAAAGGACUUUCCCUCAGGUGUGCCUACGAUCCUCAUCGGACUGGAUAAUCUGCAUCUGUUCGCGCCGCUGGAGUCACGGGUUGGAAAGCCGAAUGAGCCGAUCGCCGUUCGGUCGAAGAUGGGCUGGACGAUUUACGGUUCCGAAAAGCGGAGACCGAUGGUGCAGACGUACCUGAACCUUCACUCCGUCGCACCAGUGAGCAAUCAGGAGCUCCAUGACAUGAUGCGGGAGCAAUACGUGUUGGAAGAAGCGCCGAAUACAUCGUUCGCCGUACCAGAGCCAUCGGAAGAGAAGCGGGCUCGACAGAUAUUCGAGUCGACGACGAAGCGAGUGGGCAAUCGUUUUGAAACGGGUCUUCUGUGGCGAAGCGACGAAAGGCGAUUUCCCGACAGUUACCCUAUGGCCGACCGAAGGAUGAAGGCACUUGAUCGAAAGUUGGAGCGAAGCCCAGCGCUGAAGGAGAACGUGUGUCGGCAGAUAGAGGAAUACCAGUCGAAGGGAUACGCUCACAAAGCAACUGAGGUGGAGCUGGCGGAAACACCACAGGGAACUGCGUGGUAUCUGCCGCUGAACGUCGUAGUGAACCCUAGGAAACCGGGCAAAGUCCGCUUGGUUUGGGACGCUGCUGCGUCGGUGAACGGGAUCUCCUUGAAUUCCGAGCUGCUUAAAGGUCCGGAUAUGUUGGUUCCGCUGCCACGAGUGAUCUGCCAUUUCCGAGAACGUCCGAUCGCCUUCGGUGGUGACAUCCAGGAAAUGUACCACCAAAUUCGCAUCAGAUCGGAGGACAAGCAGGCGCAGCGGUUUCUCUUCAGGGCGAACAGUGACGAAGCUCCGCAGGUAUACGUUAUGGACGUAGCGACUUUCGGCUCAACGUGUUCACCCAGUUCAGCACAGUACGUGAAGAAUCUGAACGCCGAGCAGUAUUCGGAACAGUAUCCGGAAGCGGCCGUAGCGAUAGUCAAGCGUCACUACGUCGACGACUAUUACGAUAGCGUGGACACUGUGGAAGAAGCGAUCCAGAGAGCUAGUGAGGUGAAAUACGUUCACUCCCGCGGUGGCUUUCACAUCAGGAACUGGGUUUCGAAUUCAGAGGCGGUCCUGGAGGAACUCGGGGAGCGAAGCAGGGAAACAGCAGUUCAUUUUAGCCUGGACAAGAGCACGGAAUACGAACGGGUGCUGGGAAUCGUAUGGGAUACGGUCGAAGACACUUUCUGCUUUGCCACCGCGUCGAAACCAGAGUAUUCAACCGUCCUUCGAGGAGGAGUACGCCCGACCAAACGAAUCGUGCUCAGUAUCGUGAUGGCGCAGUUCGACCCUAUGGGAUUCCUGGCGCCAGUAACAAUACUAGGAAAGAUGCUGAUUCAAGAUCUUUGGCGGACAGGCUGUCAGUGGGACGACGUGGUCGACGAUGCGGCGUUCAACAAAUGGAAACGGUGGACGAACAUUCUGGCCGAAGUUCGAGCAUUCAAGCUUCCACGGAGCUACUUUGGCAGUGCACGGUCGGAAGAGAUCCAGGACGUGCAGCUGCAUAUAUUUGCGGAUGCGAGCGAGACAGCGUACGGAUGCGUGGCGUAUUUCCGAGCCAUGGUACGAGGAGAAGUGAUGUGCGCGCUAGUGACCAGUCGUGCAAAGGUGGCGCCGUUGAAGCAGCUGUCGAUUCCGCGACUGGAACUUCUGGCAGCGGUGCUUGCUGCACGGAUGUCGCAAACGGUGCGUGAAAACCACAAUUUCGUCAUCACCAAGGUGGCGUUCUGGGUGGAUGCAGAGGUCGUGCUUUCCUGGAUUCGAUCUGAUCAGCGUCGGUAUAAGCAGUUCGUCGGUUUCCGCAUCGGAGAGAUCCUGAGCCUGACGAGGCUGGCAGACUGGCGAUGGGUGCCCACGAAGCUGAACGUAGCUGAUCAGCUGACAAAGUGGGGCAAGGAUCCGGAUACAAAGCCAAGCAGCGAUUGGGUGAGAGGACAGCAGUUUCUGUACGAGAGCGAGGAAGAUUGGCCGAGGAAGAGUAUGCCACCGGCGAACACGACGGAGGAGUUACGCGUGCACCUACUGCUGCACGAUGUGAAGGUUCCAGCGGUUCUCGUGGACGCGAGCCGCUUUUCGAAGUGGACGGUUCUGGUACGAACAGUGGCCUGCGUGUAUCGAUUCGUGUCGAACUGCAGGCGAAGGAAGGAAAGGCUGCCGGCUGAAACGCUACGAGCAACGAGCGGCCAGUUGAAGGUGCGGAUGGCAUCCGCAGGAGCGUCAGUUCGCAUACCACUGAAACAAGAGGAGUAUGAGAAGGCGGAGCGGUGUCUUUUAAAAGUAGCGCAGUCGGAGAGCUUCAUCGACGAGCUGAAAGUGCUGUGGAAGAACAAAGACCGAUCGGUGGACCGAUGGAUAGCGAUCGAGAGGUCCAGUCCGCUGUACAAGCUGACUCCGAUGAUCGAUGAGGAUGGAUUGAUUCGGAUCGAAGGCCGAACCGAGAGGGCGGAAUUUCUACCGUUCGACCUACGAUUUCCGGUGAUUCUACCGGACAACCAUCGGAUUACGCAGCUGAUCGUUCAGCAUUACCACGAGCGGAGUGGCCAUGGAUACCGUCAGGCGGUGAAGAACGAAUUGCGGCAGCUGUUCUACAUUCUCCACGUCGAUGCUGUAGUCCGGAAAGUGGCAGCUUCUUGUGUAUGGUGCAAGGUGAAUCGUUGUCGGCCUGACACUCCAAGAAUGGCGGCACUGCCAGUGCAGCGACUGACGCCGAAUCUACGGCCGUUCAGCUACGUCGGAGUCGAUUACCUGGGGCCGUUCGACUGCAUUUAG
Molecule: messenger RNA, 5295 nt
Organism: Aedes albopictus (Asian tiger mosquito)
Lineage: Eukaryota; Metazoa; Arthropoda; Insecta; Diptera; Culicidae
Exons: 4
Coding region: 1-5295 (1764 amino acids)
Source: RefSeq, a predicted model, not a curated record